CGUGGCAAAGCAAAGAAAAAGAUGGAAAAUUAUAAUGGCGGCUGUGUCUUGGCGUGUAGAUUUUUCAGAAUUAAACGCGUCUAAUUCGCUGCAAAUCGAAAAUGGACGUACUGCAGCGCACGGAAUGCUAUGCUGAUGCCUGCUAACAGUGUAACGCGAUUGUACAGAACGAACAGAGCACAUGGACCGCUAAAACGGCGUGCAAGGAACGUGCGAACAAAUCGACAAGUAGCAAAAGUAAACAUACAAACUGAGCAAAACAAUCAUAAACCUUGCACGGCACGGUGGCAAGUGGAAGAAAAGUUGCGCUAUAAAUGCUUGUAGCAGAAGAACCUCACCGAACCAAGGACUUCAGUUCGAGCCUCAAGUCAAGCCCCAUAGUUCACCCCAUCAAACCCCACUCCAUAACCAACCCCAACUGCGUGAAGCAGCGCGCGAGGAGCGAAGAACAAGCGUGCACGGCGCAGGUGUUGGUGGAGGGUGGUAGGGUGGCCCCAGGGUUGGUGGUGUGGUGUGGUGUGGCGAAGCGUAGCAAGAAGGAAGCGUGUUCAGUGUGUUGUGUACGUUCGAAUAAUUUUAUAUACGUUUAAUAUUUGUUUAUAAAUAUCUGUUUGUCACCCACCCACUGACUGUAUGUGUGUGUGCAGUAGCCGUAGUGAUAGUGGUGGCGGGGGCGGUUACGGUGAUGUUACUGCUGGUACCCAUGUCCUGGCCAGCGCAUCAUCCUGUGUGUAAGCGCAACGGGACAGCACGGACCCGAACGCGCCACUAAUUGCGCCAGCGGAGAAGCGAAUUGCGGCAGCAGCAGAGUGUUGCAACGGAAGAAGAGAAAUGUCUCAGAAGAGCCAAAAGCGCACCAAUCGGGGUGAGAACGAUGGUCCGCCACCGAUCAAGAAACGCAAGGGGCGGCCUCCCGUGUCGUCAGCGGGCGGUGCGGGCGGAGCUGGUGUCGACGAUGAUAAGGAUUCGCUCGGGUCGAACGGAGCCGGUGGGGCCGGAUCCUCCGGGGCGGGGUCCGGUGGAAGCGGCGGGGGACCGACGACGCCAACGAAAAACUGGCAGCCGCGGUCCGUCAACGACUGCAAGCUGUCGAGCAUCUACAAUCGCACCGCACCGGAGGCACCGGCAGAACUGUUUAGGAAAGACCUUAUCAGUGCCAUGAAACUGCCGGACUCGGAGCCACUAGCGGCCGAAAACUACUGGGUCAUAGCGGACCAGUGGAAGCAGGAGUGGGAGCGUGGCGUGCAGGUGCCUGUCAACCCGGACUCGCUUCCGGAACCAUGCGUAGCGACACUGCAGGAGACCUACUUUAAGAAGCGGCAAGAUUUUAAGCUACCGAAAAAUAAGUACAUCCGAAUAACGAAGGAUGAGAAUUUCACCCAUGACCAGCAUUAUCUCUCGAGCACGCCGGUCAUCGCAGAGAACGUGUGCUACUACGAUCUGGAUCAGUGUGACGCGGCCUGGCUGAAGGUGCUGAACGGCGAGCGCAACCUGUCUGGCCUGGUUCCUGUGACCGACGAGCAGUUCGAGAGGGUGAUAGAGGAGCUGGAGGGCCGCUGCUUGGAUAAGAUCCAGGCAAUCAUGAAAACCGAGGAAGGCCUCGGCAUCGAGUACGAUGAGAAUGUAAUCUGCGACGUGUGCCGAUCGCCGGAUUCGGAGGAAGCGAAUGAAAUGGUUUUCUGUGAUAAUUGCAAUAUUUGCGUUCACCAAGCUUGUUAUGGAAUAACAAAUAUACCAUCUGGUCAAUGGUUAUGUAGGACAUGUUCGAUGGGACAGAAGCCGAAGUGCGUGUUGUGUCCGAAUAUGGGUGGCGCAAUGAAGUCGACCCGAUCGGGGAACAAGUGGGCGCAUGUUUCCUGUGCUCUGUGGAUCCCGGAGGUGAGCAUCGGAUCGGUCGAUCGAAUGGAGCCAAUCACGAAGAUCUCCGCCAUCCCAACGAGCCGGUGGGCGCUGGUGUGUGCCCUGUGUCGUGAACGUGUCGGUGCCUGCAUCCAAUGCUCGGUGAAAACGUGCAAGACGGCAUACCACGUGACGUGUGCAUUCCAGCACGGGCUCGAGAUGCGCGCCAUCAUCGAGGACGAGCACGCGGAAGACGGCGUAAAGCUGCGCUCGUACUGCCAAAAGCACGGGGAGAACAAGGGCCGGCGGGAUAAUGGCAGGAACUCGGCCAACAAUGCCGGCUCCGUCUCGGGCGGCAGUGAUGAUGAGGCGGGUGGAUCUGGAACGGGCGCUGGAGGAUCCGGUACAGGGCAGGCCGGCCCAUCGACCAGUACCGGAGGAGGCGGCGAUGUGAAGCGGCGCAAGCGCAAGGACAUGACAUCGGAGGAACGCAAUCAGGCACGUGCGGCUCGCCAGCAAGAGAUCGAGGCCGAGUUCGACAAGCAUGUCAGUCUCAAAGACAUCAGCUACCAACUGUUGGACGUGGACGCGGAGGCCGUGCAGUAUAUCUACAACUACUGGAUACUGAAGCGAAAGGCGGCGCACAACCGGCCACUGCUGCCUCCGAAGACGGACGAGGUAGAUCCUAACGCACAAAACCAGGAGCAGGCGGAGAUCGAGAAGAUGAAGAAGUUCGUGCACCUGCGGCAGGAUCUGGAGCGGGUUCGCAAUCUCUGCUACAUGGUCAGCAGGCGGGAGAAGCUAAGCCGUUCGUUCUUCCGGAUGCGGGAGCAAACCUUCAACAAGCAGGUCACCGUGCUGUCGUCAAUGGUGAGCCAGCAGCAGCAGCGCAAUGGUGGAACAGGAUCGACGAGUGCCACUGCGGUUCCUCAGCUCGAUCCGGUCUCGCUCGAAGCAAUCCUGCAGGCCAACCACGGCCCAACGGUAUAUGAUAGACUCUACUCGUGUAAUUCCGAUAGUGCAGUGUUGACGCUGGACGAGCUGGUGGAUCGGAUCGUUGGCGGUGUAAAUAGUAGCAAUAGCGGGAGCAAUAUCAGUAGCGGUAUUAGUGGCGCCAACAAUCGCAAAGAUGGCGCCACGGUUGGUGGGAAGAAAUCGACGGUCAAGGCGGCUUCGUCGUCCUCCGCCAGUGCUAGUGCAAAGGUGCGCCACAAUGGCAGUGCAAGUAGCAGCGGCAGCAGCAGUAGUGGUUCUAGCAGUAGUAGUAGCAGCAGUAGUAGCAGCAGCUGCAGCAGUAGCAGCAGCUACAAGGUAUCAUCCAAGGCGGCCAGGAUUAAAAAGACUCACAACCACGAGCACCAAAAUCUUCCACAAUCGCAGCAGCAGCUGGCCAAGAGCAAGCUGUCGUCGGAUGUGAACGGUGUGCGACAGCAGCAACAAUCAAGCACUAAUCAAAGAACCAAAAAUCAGCUCUCCGUCACCUCCAAGCGGCAACCGGGUGUGGCACCAACAACUCCGUACGUCAACGGAACGGCGCGGCGCAUGAGUGUGAGCAACAGUUCCGCCUCCGAGCUGGAUGAUGGCGAAGAGGACGAGCUGGAGAAAACGAACGCCUCGAAGAAGAAACCCCGUCAAACGAAGGCUGUUGAGCGGAAGCGCCGGAAAGGGUCGGCGGGUGGUGGUGGUUCGACUGUGGGAACUAAUGUUGGUUCCUCGGCGGAGAAAUCCAACAACCGACGGCGCAGUGUUGUGAACGACAGUUCGAGUGACGAGGAAAUGAUUGAGUCGCGCUUACGACCAUCGGUGGCAACUUCUGGGCCAGGCGUUAAGGGUAGUGUGUCGGCGACAACGGCCGGUACACAACGGCAUCCGAAGAAAGAUUUCCGCAAUCAGUCAUUGCGCCAGAUGGAGCGAGAGCUCGCGGACGAUAGGCGUGCGAUGCAUUUAACCGACGAUGACGAUGAUUCCAACGAUAGCGACGAGUUGAUGCACAACAGUGGGACGACGCGAAAUUCUGGAGGAGCUGGAGCCGUCGGUGGUCGAGGAGUCAGCGGUGGCAAUGCUAGUGUCGGUGCAGGUAGUGGAGGUCGCGCUAAGAAGAUUUCCGACAUCUACUCCGACAGUGAUAGUACGGAUCGGGAUAAGACGGAUCACACGGCGAGCGAUUCUCAGCAGCAUCCGUUCCGUACAAAGGCUGCCAUGAAGGAGUUCAACCUGCAGCAGGAGGCGGAUCGAUUGAAGCAAAAAUCUCCAUUGAAAUCGGGACGAGUUUCCGCCACCACCGUGUCAACGACGACGACGACGACGGUAGCGCCUACGAUGAUUUUACCGGUAGCAACACCGUCAUCGGCUCUACCAGGAUCUACCGUAUCGGCGAGCAAGUCUUCACUCUCUACAGCCGUUUCCAUAACCUCCUCUUCCUCGUCCUCUGUUCAAGCCAUGGACGUGGCACACAAGCGUACGACGGGUGAGCCCACGGCACCAGGGCGGACAGCUGCUUCGACAGGCAAAGCGGGCAGCACCAAAGAGGGUGGCAAGAAAAGGCAAUCGCAGCAGGCGGCAGACAAACAUACACCUGUCGAUAACAACACACCAUCGACCGGUGCUAGUAUAGGUGCCAACACCAACAUUACGACGAGUAGUAGCAAUCAAGGCAAACUGGGCGCAGCAGUGAACAGCAUCAGCACGUCCUCGAAAAAGAUGGAGUUUUUGGCCGACUUUAUGGUGGUGCCGCAGCGCGAGGCAGCCAAAAAGGCGGCGGAAAAUUUGAUGAAAACCAGCAACAACAGCAGCACGGUGACGAGCGUCGUCAACAGCUCGGCGGUGACAGUUUCCUCGGGGUCCACCUCAUCGGCGCUCGCUUGUGCAACAUCGUCGGUGGCUUCCGCGAAUGCUUCUUCCAGCAACUCGGCUAGUGCAGGACUACUGAUCAGUGCCGGUGCGAGCGGGCGAAAACCUCAGGAUCGCGAAGCGGGCAGCAGCAGCAGUAGCAGCAGUAGCAGCAGCAGCAGUAGUAGCAGCAGUAGCAGUAGUGCUAGUAGCAGUGGCAGUGUGUCGAUUAGCAGCACGAGUAGCGGCGUUAGCACGGGCAGCAGUGGAAACAGUGCAAAGGUUGAGCUCGGUGUCGAUCAAGGUAGCAAUGCAGCCUUAGCGUUAGCAACCAGUGCAGCAAGUAAUAGUAAGGAAAAAUCCUCCGUCGUAAGCAACCUCACUGCGAAUCGUAGUCGAAAGGAAACGGAGCCAAAGCCGGUGGCAGCAGCGAGCAGCGGAAAAGCAACAACCGGAAAGCGGUCAUCUGCAGGAACGAAUAACAGUGGCGGAAACAGCAGGAGCAGACAGUUGGCAUCGUCGCAGGUGAAAGAAAAUGUGCAGGUCGAAGGUAUUGAAUCAACGGCGGCGGUUGCUAAGAUCGACCCGGUAAGCCGUACCAAAUCCAAAGAACAUCCUGCCACCACGGUCGAGAAGCAGCGGGAAAAAUCUGCAACGGUCAAAGAUCGCUCUAACGACGUUCAAGAGCCGACUGAGUGCGAGAAGGAUGAAAAGGGGGUUGUGGAUAAAGCAGGCAAAGUCAAGGAAGCUGGAGCAGGUGGGAAGCAGAAGCGUGAAAAUCAUCUGGAAGUUUUCGCCUACGUUCCGCAGCGUCAGGCGGCAAAGAAGGCAGCUGAACACAUCAAGAGUGGACUCGGGAAACCUUCCACCGGGGAGACACCACUACCCGAUGAAAAAGUGGCUUCCGUGGUUACGGCGCCGACGAAAGGGGCCAGUUCGACGUCUGUUAAGGCGGCCAGUAGGAGCAAGGAAGAUCGUAAGACGGCCAAUUCAACCCCUUCCAGCAGCUCGAGCUCAUCCGGAAGCAGUUCUUCGUCAUGUUCCAGCUCGAGCAGCUCUGGAUCGGACAGUGACGAAGAGGAAGACGAGGAUGAAGAGGAAGAAGCACCGAUGGAUGGUAAGAAGGCUGCGGCGUCUGCCGCUGGCACGAUAAACCGCUCGAAGACCACGGCUGCGACCGCUAAGACAGGACAACCGGCAGCAAAAGCGCAGCAACCUCGGGCGACGGCGCGGCAGGAAGAGUUGCCCUUUCUUGACAAGGGUCCAGCACGUUCUGUAUCCGCGUCGUCCAGCUCUUCCUCGUCGUCAUCCUCGUCGGGCUCGUCGUCCGAUAGUGACUCCGAUUCGAGCAGUAGCAACGCGAGUAGCGCGGAAGAAGAGACACCGUCGCAGGCAAGCAAACCCACAGCAACAACUGCUGCUCGAAAUCGGAGGAAAUCGGUUUCCACGAAACAGGAAGAUGUCAAUCCGAAGAAGCAGCCACAGAUUACCUCGAGUGUCCCUGCCACUGCAGCCGCGGCAAAGAAGGGAAGCAGCCCAUCGACGGCCGGUGGACGAGCUAGCAGUGGGAGAAAAAUGUCAACAACUGCCACAGCUGCUAACGCCGACGAUAGCAGCGGAGAUCAUCCUUCUGCUAAGCAAUCGAUGUCUGCGAAAGGAAAGGACAGUUCCGCACGAGCUGUCGGUGGAGUUUCCGCUGGAAAAGCUACUAACAAGGACAAGCAAUCACCAGCUGGUGGGAAGCAUGCGGACGGUCCUCCGGCUGCUAGCGGUACUCCGAAGUCAAUCGCUAGUCGACGAAACUCCUAUCAACCUGCAACUGCCAUUGCAAACGAAUUGGCUGCACCAAGCACUCCCAUCGGUAGCAAUUCCUCGACACCCGCCAAGCGUGGUCGUCGUCAGUCGGUGUUUGUAACUGCUAGCGACCUCGAGGAGAAACGAAAGUCAUUGACGGUCACUCCACUCCUCUCGCCAGACAUAGUGACAAACACCCGGGCUAGUGGGGGCAGACGCAAGCCGAGUACCAGCAGCACCACCACCGAUGUCGUUGAGCAGGAAAAACCACCAUCUACGAUGACACCUCCACCUCCGUCUUCCAGAGCAAACGAACGGAAACCUUCGUCGGUAGCCGAUGAAACUGAACCGGGUAAAGCCAGUAAAGAGACGGUUCGGUCUACAGAUGAUGCAGCAUCUGAGGACGCGUCGGCGUUGAAGCGUCCCCUAGCGGACGAUCAGCACUAUCCAACGCGGAAGCGAAAAAGUCCUAAAUUGGCCACUGGUCAGGCGGAGACGCAGGAAGCGCGUGAAGCAACGGCGAGUCCUGCUUUGAAGGUAAACAAGGUUGAUGAGCAGAAACCCGAACCCCCCACGGUGGCUGGAGGCGAUAAACUAUCGGGUGACAAUGCGAUAUCGUUGCUAACCGAUGAAGACUCCGUGGAUAAACGCAAGACGUCGAGCAAGGUAACAUCGUCUCCAAGGCAGGAAGAGAAACAGCUGGAGGUAGGUACGGAAGAUGGCAGAAAAUCAACAACUCCAGUAGAGAAGCACGCCGAAGCUAAAGAUCCGCAGGAAGUCGUCGCGCAAAAGAAAAAGGACAUUGAAAUCAUUUCCCUGGUGGAAGACUCGUCACGCUCCAACGAUGACGACGUGGUUGUAAUUGAAGACGGUAGCAACGAAGCAGCGAGCAAGGUUGGUGAAUCGUUGAAACCUACUGAAAACGCUGCUCCAAAGCUGGAUCAGGAGGAUAAGGCUCUUGUGAAGGGCACCGAUAAAAAGAACCCGAUGGUCUCCGAUGUUGGUGAUAUGGGGCCAAUGGCACCCGCCAAUGACUUAAAUCUCACACCAAUGGAAACGAACGUAGAUUUGGAGAAGGUGGAAGUUCUUAAGAAGAACCUUAUUUCGGGUUCACCGACGGCAAUGAUGCAACAACCAUUCACCGCCGCGUCCCUUCAGCUAACGAACAGCCGAUCGACUGCGCCGUUUGCCGAUGCGACGAAUGUUUGUGGCGUUGGCUUCAUUGGCGCUGGUUCGGAUCAGACGACGCCGGCUGCUGGGAAUAACGGUUUGCUAAUGAAAGAGGAUAACAAUGGGGACGUCGGGGGAACGGCGGCGGGUCUGCUGGGCAGUUCCGGCUCAGGUACGGGCGAACCAACGUCCAUCUUUGAUCUGCUUAUCCCUCAAGAUAGCUCCGUCACCGACGAUACCUUCGAGCUCAACCAGACGCUCAACUUCCCGUUCAUGGAGGACUGCAAGGAAGAUACGCAGCGUGAGACGCUCAAUUUGGUCGAGAAGCUGCGCCAGAAGUACAAAAAGCAUCAUGGUACAAAUAAUGCCGGCGGUAAUGCUACUGGCCCGACACUCGCGGACCCGAAGGGCUCUGUCGAUGGCGGUAAGAAGGAUGACGCGAUGGUGGUACCGAACUCGGUGGCCCCACAGUUGCCGGAUUACACCACCGUAACCGACAGCGGCGCGUCGAAAGCAGACAUUCCAAACAAUCUGCCCCCGACGACGGCGACACCGUCGACGACAACGGACGGUGGGCAAAUGGAACAGCUGAACUUUUCCAAGUACGGCCCCGAUUCACUGGAUCAGCUCACUCCAUCCGGCAUGCAAACUACAGCCACAUCUCAGCAAGCCACGCAACAGCAACAGCAGGCGAUUGUACCUACGAUUCCACAAUCACAGCACGUUACGAAAAGCUCCAAAGACGACCAUCUGGAUCAUCUUACAUCGCGACCGUCGGACGAGCGCUGGGUACCGCCGUCAUCGGCUACACCAACAUCAUCUGCGUCGACAUCCACCUCUUCCGCCCCGCUGCUAAUCCACGGGCUUCCGCCGACGUCGGGUUUGCUCGGUUCGAACAACGUUCCGACGGCUCAGCUGGCCCAGAACUGCAUGGAAGCGGCACGGCUACUCAACAACACGGCCAACAGCAUCAACAAUAAUAACAACAACAACAACAUCAAUAACAAUGCAAUGGAUGCAGAGAAGCGCCUAUUUGAUGGUAGUGCGACGAUGGCCAACCACAUUCAUCCUACGAUGCAGCAACAACAGCAGCAGAUAGGAGGUGCGGGUGGCAACGAAAUGAACCAUCAUCAUCCACAACAGCAUCAACCGCAACAUCAUCACUUCAUGCAAGGGUUGGACUUCAUGCAGAGCAUGAAAAUGCCGCCCGGAGCUGGAGGCAAUGCUGGUGGCGCUGGGGUUGUUGGUAUGCCACCGAAUCAGAACGAAGCUACCUCAAUGAUGUCAAUGUUUGACAAUCUGCAGCAGCAGCAUCCUUCGCCGCAACAGCAGCAUCAAGGACGGCGCACUGGUGGAUGGAAUCCGCAGCAGACCAACGAUGGUUUGAACUCUCUCGAUCCACAGCAGCAGCAGCAGCAGCAGCAGCAGCAGAAGAAGCAGCACGAAUGUGCCGUGAUGCAGGAGAAGGAGAACUUGCUACUUCAAAAGCAGCAGCAGCAGCAACAAAUGGGCAACAAUAGUAGUCACCGCAAUAAGCUGAACGAUCUGAACAGCUUUAUGGACAUUCAAAACGCACAACCAGGUGGUAACAACGGUAAUACUGCUUCGUCGAAUAAUAGUGCAAUACAACAACAACAACAGCAGCAGCAGCAACAGCCGUACGGAUUCGCCAACGACCCUCACUCGGGCCAGCACCAACAACAGCAACCGCCGCAGUAUCCUGGCGCUGUGUCCCUGUUUCCACCGGCGAGUGUCCCGGUUCCAUUCCCAUCGCCCGGUGCCGGUCUGUAUCCACCGAACUUUGCCAAUUCGGCAUACCAUCAACAGCCAACACCGCCGCAGACGACGACGCCGAUUGGAGCGGCCGGUAAACAUCACCACGCGGCAGCCGGAAUUGGAAUGCACAAUCUCGGAAUGCCCGACACGAUGGUUUCACCUCAUCGGGGUCAGCAACCUCAAUCCGGUCAGCAGAAGCAGCAGAUGCAAAUGGUGGACCAAAUGUCAUCGCCAUUGUCCGGAAUGGCCGUAUCGCCAAACAAACAGCAAACGGCGGGUAGUCGACAACCGACACCGACGGAUGUACAACAGCAGCAUCAGCAGCAGCAGCAAAACAACUUCAUGCUUAACAGUGCUGGACAAGGUGGGGGCGGUGGUGGUACGGGUAGUGGCGGCAGUACGCCAAGGACACCCCAGCAUCGACGCACUCCGCAGAGGCACAACAACCACAGCAAUCCGCUUCAAACACUUGCGCAAUCGCAAGAUGGCAUGGGCGGCAUGAUGUCGAUGGAUGGAAGCGGAGGGAUGGUGCAUCCUUCGUCAAAGAAGAGUCCCGCCAAAUCGUCCCGUUCUUCAUCCCGCAUUCAAAACCAACAACAGCAGCAACAGCAGCAACAACCAAUGCAUCAUCAACAUCACCAUCACCAUCUUCAUCAUCACCAUCAUGGUUUAAUGAUGAACGACAGCAACGGUGGAGGCGCACCGGUAGGACACCCGGGACAUCAUCAUCCGAUGGCUCAUCAAUUGAAAUCUCCCACUACAACGGUCGGCACCGGCAAGAGCCCCGGAAAGAGUCCGAAAACUGGGGCGGCGGCCGUAUCUGCCUCGGUACUGUACGACCAUCUACACAAGGCGAUCGGGGCGGCAAGUGGAGCCAGUUUGGUACCUCCUCCUCCACCACCACCAGCGAGUGGAAAGGGACAGAAGGGGGAACCGGGCACCAAACCGUCUCGAGGACGUCCUCCGCGAGGUCGCGGUCGAGGAGCGGCGGCGACUGCCGGACGUCAACAUCAUGCCGGCGCACACGUUGCCGCUGGCCUUGGUGGUCCGGGAGUUGGUGUACAAGGAAUGGGAGCUUCCGGCGGUGGCCGUGGUGGAGGCGUUGGUGCUGGAAGAGGGCAGCCACACGGACACGCAGGACCAGGAGGCUACCAUCAUCAUCGCGGUGGUCCACUCGGUCCGGGUCCGGACUUUGGAUGCUUUGGUGGCGGUUCGAUUCACAGCAAGAUUGCCGGAACGGUGUACGAUCUGGACUUUGAUGAGGUGAUUGAUUGUGGCAAGCUACGGGACAUGCGUGAUCGACGUCGUUCGAUUGAAGGUCGAUCGGCUGAAGCGGCUAGCGCAAAUGCAGCUAACACAACAUCUGGUCCUGGUGGUGCGGGUGUUGAUUCGAAAUCCUCGAGUAGGAAUUCAGGAUCGACCGCUGGCUCCGGAGCAGGCUCAGGAGGAUCGGCGUCCAGCGGUGCCUACGGCUCAUCCGGCACGGGAAGUUCGGGAGCGCCGGGAGGCUUGGUAGGUGUAGGGCCACCGGCUAGCAGCAUACCCGAUAUGGCCGUACUGCCCGGACCUGUCGAUAUGCGCACGUACAAUACCGGCUUCGAUUCGUCCGCCAAUACGGACGCAUACAACAAUCAGCUGUUGGGUGUGUUUGCGAGUGGAACCGCCGAUCAAACACUCGCCGACAUCGACGAGGACAUGGAGAACGCACUGCAGUCGGCGCUCAAGGCGGACACGGCGAGCAAUCGGCAGCAAUCCACGUCUCUCGCACAGUCUACGACGGUCACCACGGCCACCACGAACGUGGCGAGCAUUGGUGGUGCAGGAACUGGCGGCAGCGUCUCUAUGCUAUCGGGAGUUCCGGGCGGCAGCUGCAACAGCAACAGUAGCAGCAUUGCAUCGGAAUCGAACGCCACCAACAACACACUGCCGAUGACAAACUCCCUAUCACUGGCCACGUCAGUUGCAACGUCCGUAGCUUCGAUUACGCCUUGCACCACCCCUGCCCUACCCUCCGCUAUGCUCAACGACGAUCCAUCGAUGCUGGAAGCGCCACAAGAGGAAACGAACGAUUCGGACAGUCUCCCUAUCACGACACCGGUGACGCACAAGAUGUCCUCGCUGGCGGACUCCGGCAACGUAAUGAAGCUGAAAAUCAAAGGUCCUCUGGCGCACUUGGACAGUGGUGCGAGUGGAAGAGUUUCCCAGGCGACCUCAGCCAUGCAGCAUUCCAUUGCCAGUGCGUCGCACAGCAUUACACCAUCGAUCGGCACAGUUGGGGGAGUUGGCAUCGGACCACCACCAGCUGUGGGUAGUGGAAACCUCGGAGGUGGCGCGAGCGGUGGAACAAGUGGAUCAUCGAACCUGCGGCGUAUGCGCAAGAAGGAAUUGCUGCGGCAAUACUGGAAUCAGGACAUGAAUCAGGACGAUCCGCAGGCGGUCCCGCACCAUCAUGCGCUCGAUAUGUCUCAGGCGGGAAGUACUGGACACAGUAACCGCACCACCAUAGGUUUCCCGAAGGCCAUCGAUUCGCUCGGCUCAAUGCCGACAAAGGAUGACUACAUGGAGUACGGUGGUAUCCAUCGUAAGAAGCUGUCUUCGAGCAUGUUACGCGAGCUGCGCCAGCAGGCGGUGACCUCCGAGCAGCACCACGAGCUGAUGAUGAUGGAGCUGAGGCGGAAUGCGGUCUCUUCUAUUGGUGGUAUUUCAGGUGUGAGCGGUGCCAAUGGUUCGACCAUGAGUGGUGGGGUCGGCUCGCUCAGUGAUGGACCAGGUGGCGGUGUUGGCGUCGCCGGUGGUGCGGCCGCUGGAGCAGGAAGCGGUAAGCGUCGCUCGCGGAACAAUCGGGCCAACACUAGUACGGCCACAGUGACGGCCGUUAGCCAGGAAACACCGCAGCAGGCACCUAAGCUGAAAAUAAAGCUCGGCACUACCGGCAUGAUGGAAGCGUCCUCCGGUGAGGUAGGAGUGUCCGAUGUUGGUGUACCCGGUGGUAGCUACAGUAGCAGCUUACGGCCACCAAAGAAACGUCUUGCCAGCAAUGCGGCCAAACCAUCCUACGAGAUCCUGCGGCGUGAGUAUAUGAUGUACGCAAGAACGAUAAAGUUCGACGACGAAGCGAAUACAUCGACGGUGGCGGAGGACAAUGACGCAAACAGUGCCCUCGCGACGGACGAUGAGCCAAAAGCAAAGAAGCACAAGCACAAGGACAAGGAACGUAGUGCCGAGCACAAGAAGCGUAAAAAGGAGAAGAAACACAAGCGAGACAAGGGUGAGAAGCUGUCAAAUGUGGAGAUCAUUUGCAAUGCAGCGGAGGUGACGGGCGACGAGUCAUCGCAGCUGGCGCCACCGAGGAUCGUCAUACGCUUGGGUAAGAAAAAAUCGGACAAACCUACCUCGUCGGCCUCGUCGGUCGAUGGAUCUCACACACCGCAGGACAACACGCACGAGCGAGUGGUUCACGAUGGUGGUGGUGCAGGUGGUAGCAGCAGCAGUCGACAGCAGCAAUCAUCCUCGCCCGAAACGGAUCCGCUUGCCAUCGAUCUCGCGGCGAUACACAACACCAACAAUCUGGGGCACACCCUGGGUGGUGGUGGUGCUCGUGGUUCGUCCACCGAACGAGCGGCAGCGGCACAAGCGGCACCGGCGGAAAAACCACUCAUCACACCGAUUCGUCUAAAGUUGGCCCGCAAUGCGGCCGGUGGAGCGUACGUCAUGUCCUCGAAGAGUAGCGCUGACGCUCCGGACGACAGGGUGCCAAUGAAUCCCAGCCCAAAUCGAAAGGUGGCCGGCUCAGGCAAUUCUCCAACAUCAGUAGCGACGGCGGCGGGACAACCAAGUCCUUCUAUGUCGCGAGUUGCUGAGCAUGCCGGACAGAUGGAUUUGGUGGCAGCUGCUGAAGCUUCCAGUAAAAAUAUGAUCGAACGUUUGCUGACGGCGGCAAAUAUGGCAGCCAAUUCACCAAACUCGUUCGAGCGGGCCACACUUGAAGCGGCGGGAUUGAGUUCCGGCGGUUCGCUGUACGGGGGUUCUUCAGCGAUGGGUGCUAUGGCAAGCAACAACACCAACAGCGGUAAUAGCAGCGGCAUGUCAAUGUCGUUCAAAAGCCUGCUAGAUUUCGCAGCCAGCAACACCAACACUAACUUCACCGUGACGACGCACGCUGCUUCAUCCGUUAGCGCGGCCACUGCAGCCGGUGGUCUCUUCGGGUCCAGCACAGUAGCUUCUCUCCAGCAGCAGCAACACCACCAGGAGCAUCAGCAUCAGCAUCAGCAGCAGCAGGUACCACUAUCCUUGAAUCCACUACAAUCGCAGCAACAGCAGCAUCUACAGCAGCACCCAAUAUCAAACAAUAGCAAUAGUGGCAAUAGUAGCAUUGCUAGCAACACACAGCAACCAGCUGCUACGGCUAGCAACGCUGCCAAGAAGGACUGCGAGGUGCGAUGACACUAUAUGCUCUAGGAGGUAGCGUAAUCGUAGUCGUCUCUCAUUGCGCUCUACUUACUGCAUACCUCCAACGCUAACGCGCCCGCGCGGCUACUGUGGUAUUGUUUUCGUUGGCUUUCUUGAUACAGUCUUCCAGUGCUGUUGGAAUCAUGUUAAAUUUUCAUGCUAACGUGUUCCUGGCGUUUCCGGUAGCGGUAGGCUUUGCUAUGCUACUGGAAAAACAAGGUACACUUUUUUUUAAAUUGUUUUGCGCGGGUUAAUAAUCUUGCUCGUGUGAUAACGUUUCCAGUCGUAUGGAAAUCCAUCUUCCGUGUAUAGUUUAUGCUUCUAUGGUUCAGGAUGUGGUUGAACAUGUUUAAGCUUGAUUUAAGCAAACCCAUAUUGGGUCCGUUUUAUUGUUCGAUAAUAUGUUUUAGCAUUUUUUUUUAAACCAAGCGCUAUUGUACUAUUUGGGUUUUUUAAAUUUUUUUUUAAAUUGAUAACUUAUUAUUUUUACACCACAGUACUGCUUAAUUUAUUACUAUACAACAUCGGGCCAACCAGCAAUAAUAGACAAUGUGUGCAAUCAUUCGCAUCCUUGCGAGUCCGUAGCCGUAGUUAUGUCGUAGCGGCUGCAUUACGAUCCAUCCAUGUCCGGAUAUUCUCGCACGGUUCGGCGUAGCGUUUUAUGAAGGCUAAAGAAAAUCUCGCUAAAGCAAAAAAAACAAACGUAGAGAGCGGACAAUGGAAUGAAGCAAAGAGUGAGAGAAAACGUUGUAACUUAAGAUAUUUAAAUGACAAAACACAUUUGCAAAGUAUAUAACUUGUAAACACUUCUAGUAAAUAGUUUAAAUAGUUUAAUUUAAAUUUAAUUAAAUUAUAUUCAGGAAUGCAGAAGAAUCAAUCCGGAAGUCGGAUUUGCUGAAUGUGUUGGGUAUAGGUAAUGCAAGGGAAAGUUGGGAGGGGGUAAGGCGCAUUGCCGUCCGUUGCUGUGUUGUUGCGCUGCUAUCGUGUGUUGCACACUUCAGGCUAAUCUUGUAGCAAAAAAAACAAAACACAUCUUGGAACAUUUGUACGUAGUAUCUUUUUGUUUAUAAAACAAGCAGCAUUGUAAAAACCAAGUGAGGGUGUUCCGACUUCACGAUCCGGUUCGGUAUAUUUUGCGAAGAAAAUUAAACCAACAUUUACAUUAAUCGUCAUACGCAGGAUUCAAGCAAUUUCUCUUACAUCUUUAGGCGAUCAUACUACAAGUUCUUUGACCGCAGCUCCUAAAUACAAACUCUGCUCGGUUGAAUCAGAGCCAUUUGUCGAGGAAAGCCAAAGUACAUGAUCUGUACAUUUUUCGAUGGUCCUGGAUGACGCUUUCUUACGUUGUUUGUUUGUGGAAAACGUUUUCUCUUUCUCACCACACGCGCACAAUCAACCGAAAGGACAAUUAAUUGUUAAUGAAAGAACUAAAGUAAGGGAAAGAAAAGCAAUUCCUACGGCAAAAUUCUCCGUGUCCGCUGCUACCUGGGUAGUUAGAUUUUGUUGUAAGAACGAGUGUUUCAAAAAGAUAUAUUGCUUUGAGCAACGGCCGCACACAGAUGCACAGUAAAAACAACUAGCCGGAACUAUGGAAACCACCUCAUUAGGCCAGAUAGAGUAGAGAUGUUCCAACUAAGCGCACGCAUUGACGCAAGCGAAGCUGCAAAAGGUAUUAAAAAGGGCUGUAGAAUAAUGUAACGACUAGUAUAAGGGGAAGGAAAAUGGUUUGUUGUGACACAAUUUGAGUGCACUGUGUGUGGUGGAGGGAUGCUUUUCGUUCGAAUCAACACGCUCAUUGUGCAGACCAGAGAGCAGAGACAAAUCAAACUAUUCGUUGCAGCUCUGAGAGAAGUAUUCCUGAGGGCAUCGAUGUUUAAAAUGAACCGAAAAGCGAAGGAUCGAAAAGCAAUUCGGCAGGCUAAAUUUUGAAUAAAUAAAACGGACAAACACAGUAACCAACAGUACGAGACAUUGUGGGAAGACAAAUGCUUACCGAUUUUUUCUUACUAAAAUAGCCAGAAAGACAUGUUGCAGUAU
Anopheles coustani is the source of this 15894-nucleotide messenger RNA. It is a transcript of the gene rno, whose product is annotated as PHD finger protein rhinoceros. Lineage: Eukaryota; Metazoa; Arthropoda; Insecta; Diptera; Culicidae. The record is from RefSeq and is a predicted model, not a curated record. The transcript has 8 exons. Gene Ontology annotation, biological process: regulation of transcription by RNA polymerase II. Bases 832 to 13851 code for a protein of 4339 amino acids.